CAACAAAACUUCCAAAUGGCCUUUACUGGGAAGUAUGAAUUGGAGAGUCAGGAAAACUUUGACCAACUCAUGAAAGCUCUGGGAUUCUCAAAUGAUAUCAUUAAGAAAUAUAAAGACAUAACCAGCGUCAUCGAGUUUGUCCAAAAUGGCAAUUCCUUUCAAUGCAUUUACCACUUUGGUAACCGAGUCGUUAAAAACAAUUUCACCAUUGGACAAGAGUGUGAAUUUGUAUCAUUCACAGGGCACAAGGUUAAGGCUUUGGCAAAGCUGGAAGGUGAGAAUAAGCUGGUUGUCACAAUGCAGGGAUUGACUGCAGUCAUGGAACUGCGUGGAGACAGAAUAAUUGAAACUAUCACUAAUGGAGAAGUUGCCUUCAAGAAAAUUAGCAAAAGAAUUUAAAAGACAGGAGCCGCAUCAAAAGUAAAUGAAGUCAGAACCGCACACUGUUAAUGAAAUGAAAGCAAUCAUUUUUAGAUCCAAAGACACAGAUGGAUUUUUAUUUAGUUAGUUCUGUAAGAAAAUAUUUUUUAAAAACUCUCUGUCCACGUUAAGUACAUAACAAAAUAUGCCAGACUAUCAAAGUUUCAAGUCUCUCAUUUGCUAAUCAAUUUUAACAGUGCCUAGAAGGAAAAAAUGACCCAUAGAAUUAUUUGAUUUGUGUAAACUGAAUAAUGAUGAUUUCCUUAAAGCAAAUUUACAACACAUUUAGCCAGAUGCCCAAUUUUUAUAGAAAAAUCAAGUACUGUAAUAAAAACAGUUAUCGGUGUGAAAUUUCAGUGCUAUAAAGAUGUUGCUAAACCUA
This is a messenger RNA of Amblyraja radiata (thorny skate), 802 nucleotides long. Its product is annotated as fatty acid-binding protein 1, liver-like. The transcript has 4 exons. The record is from RefSeq and is a predicted model, not a curated record. Gene Ontology annotation, molecular function: lipid binding. NCBI's taxonomy places the organism in Eukaryota, Metazoa, Chordata, Chondrichthyes, Rajiformes, Rajidae. Bases 16 to 399 code for a protein of 127 amino acids.